Molecule: messenger RNA, 471 nt
Organism: Funneliformis mosseae
Lineage: Eukaryota; Fungi; Glomeromycota; Glomeromycetes; Glomerales; Glomeraceae
Source: the annotation of a GenBank genome assembly
AUGUCUAACGUCGUCGGUAACGUAGAAAACGUUGGUAACGGUAACGUCGAUCAACUUUCUCCAGAACUACAAAAAGUUCUUGACAAUUUAAACCCACUGCAGAAAAGAAGAUAUAAUGCUACUUCAGACAAAGUUUGGCUUUUAGAAUGCAUUCUGGAAGAACGUAAAAAAUCAGAAAUCGCGUGGGAAUUAAUCUCUGUUAUUGUUCAUUCUAUAACUGUUGGUGUUAUUGCUCACAUAAAUGCGCUAUACUUUAAAAGUGAUGAAUCAACCAAAUAUUUUGUUGUAAUUUUACAUGGUGUUUAUUAUGCAAUUAAAUUUUCAAUUAUGGGAAUAAAGUUAGAACGCGAUGGAUUAAUUCACAAUAAAGUCAAUGAUAUUAUUAUUCUUUUACCAACAAGUAUAGGCCUAUUACUUAAUUUAAACACGAUUUUGGUUAAAAAUUAUUUGAGAUGUAGUGACAUGCCAUGA